Messenger RNA from Symbiodinium natans, 867 nucleotides. The record is from the annotation of a GenBank genome assembly. Lineage: Eukaryota; Dinophyceae; Suessiales; Symbiodiniaceae.
AUGCGCAGUGCUUGCCUCCCACGUGUGGGGCGCUGCGUGCGCUGCUUUGCCUCCACCCAACGCAAUCGCAUACGCUAUGCAUUGCUGGACGUGGACGGUGUCUGUAUACUUGGCGGCGUCGAAAUCCCAGGAUCAUCGCAGGCACUGGCCAGACUUCGAUCGUCCGUGCGAGCCUGCCGGUUCAUCACGAACCAGUCCCAGGAGCCAUGCUCCAUGGUGCAAGCGAAGCUGCGGAGUGCGGGCUUCCACGUAGGAGAUGGUGAGAUCUUCAGUGCCCUUCGUGCAGCACGGCAUUUUGUGCGCCAGCGCCAGCUGAGGCCGCUUUGCCUGCUAAGCACUGCGGCACUGGAGGAGUUUCACGACGUGCCACAGAGGGAGCCCAAUGCUGUGGUUGUCGGAACUGCGCCAGAGCAGAUGCACUACGAGCGGCUAACUGAAGCAAUGCGCGUGCUGCUGGCGAACGAGGACAGUCAUCUCAUUGCGGUGAACAAGGGCCGCUAUUUCCAGCGCAGCGACGGUUUAGCCUUGCAGGCCGGUGGUUUUGUCGCCGCCCUUGAAUAUGCGACAGGCAAAACGGCGACAGUCGUGGGCAAGCCGGACUGGGAGUUUUUCCAUUCGGCCGUUGAAGAUGCCUCUGGGGCGACUGGUCCGGCCGUUGAGUUGCCCCUCGGGGAAUUCGUCAUGAUAGGUGAUGAUGUCAUUGACGAUGUUCAAGGCGCCAUGAACGCGGGCAUGAAGGCGAUCCUUGUGAAAACAGGCAAGUAUCGCACUGGGGACGAGUUUCGCUGCUCCACGCCGCCCCUGGCUGUCGUCGACAGCUUGGCUGAUGCUGUGCAUUUUCUGCACGAUGUGGGCUUGCUUGAGUGA